Helicoverpa zea (corn earworm) is the source of this 1740-nucleotide messenger RNA. It is a transcript of the gene Ada3, whose product is annotated as transcriptional adapter 3. The transcript has a single exon. Lineage: Eukaryota; Metazoa; Arthropoda; Insecta; Lepidoptera; Noctuidae. Gene Ontology annotation, cellular component: SAGA complex. Gene Ontology annotation, biological process: regulation of transcription by RNA polymerase II. Bases 262 to 1650 code for a protein of 462 amino acids. The record is from RefSeq and is a predicted model, not a curated record. Gene Ontology annotation, molecular function: transcription coactivator activity.
UGGUAACAUUUAUAACAAACAUUGUCAAAGAAAGAAAUACGCCAUUUUGUCGUGGUAGUUUUUUAAUCGUAGUGAUUUUUUUUAUUCGUGUUAAUUAUUUCUCCAACAGUGCAAAUAAGCUAAUUCUACUCAUAUCUGACCAUCAUACAGUGCCUAACUAUAGUGAAAAGUGUGUCGAACAAUUUUGUUUUAAUAACAGGACGUUAUCGCUUGUUAUGAUUGUGUGCAAGUGUUUUCGCGGGUAAAUUUGAUUUAGACAACAUGUUGGGGAAGAGAAUGCACCAUAACAGCAAGGGGAGGCUAGCUAGCAAAGGCCACGAUAAUGGCAAACCCUCAAGUCCAGGCAUUUCACCUUACAACAAGCCUGCAAAAAUACCAGGUGCCGUAUCUGCCGGUAAAACCAAGGUGGACUUGUGCCCAAUACCCUAUAUUAAGAUUCAAGAUAAUGCUGUGCACCUGCCGCGCUUCACCGCUAUCGCAGCUAGGUCUGCUGAUGAACCCAUUGGGAUGGAUGAGUUAGACUCCCUACAGUUAGAGCUUGAGUCUCUCUUGGGUAAUACAGCUCUUCGCAUAAGAUAUUUCCAGUCGGAAAUUGAAAGUAUUGAUACAAAUGAAUCUAAAAGAGAAAAGAAAGGAAAAGCUGCUGGGAAACAGUUGCAGUACCCUGUUAAAAGAAAAUUUCCUGAUGACAAAAUAGUGAAAACAAAUAGCACUAAAUUAUCAAACCAGCCGAAAGUGCCUAAAUUCAAAAACAUGUCCAAUGCUUCCUCUGGGGGAUCUCAUAACUAUACAAAUGAUAUUGCUAAUUCAGAUAAUUCAGUAAAGCUAGAAUUGUCACAGUUUGCACUGCCAAAGAAUAAUAUUCCGUACAAAUUCUGGAGUUCUGUGGAUCCUUAUUGUGCACCUGUAACUUUGGAUGACAUCAAGUUUCUGGAAUCAUUGCUGGCUCAGAGCAGCAACACAACACUGCCACCCAUACCACCACUUGGCCGUCACUAUUCUGAAGUUUGGGCUGAUGAGCAUCUGGCAGAGGAUCAGAAUGCUUCUAAUCCUAAUAAACAGAAAUCAUCUAUGUCGCCUGAAGCUUCCAGCAUUCGUAAAAAACUUGACAAAUCAAAUGACAACUUGAUUAGUGGCCCUUUGACACAACGGUUGGUUUCAGCACUCAUGGAAGAGAAUCUAAUGAAUUAUGAAGUGCCUGAUAUUAAAGUAAAGCAGACAACAAAUGCCAAAACUAGUUAUAAGAAUUCCCUUACUUUAGAAAAAUGCCUUAGAAAAGAGUUAGUGGAGCAAGGUAUAUUGGAUCCAGAAGAUUUGCCACCACUGACCAACCCAGCUGAUGAUGAGAUACUGGCAGAAAUCAAAAAAUGCCAGACUGAGUUGACAGCAGUUAAAAAAGACAAUUGUCGCAAUCUGAAACAUCUCAUUGGGCUGUGUAAACAAGAAAUGAUUAGACUGAAUCUUAAGAAACAGCUAGAUCAAGUUGAUAUGGAGUGUAUUGAUAUUUAUAAGAAAAUGGUUGCCGCCAAACAGAAAAAGCGACCCAUCACUAAGAAAGAAAAAGAAGAUGCAUGGAGAGCUAUUAAUGAACAGAUCAGGCUAAACAAAGAAAUAAAUGCGUUACCUUUAACUGGUCCAAAUUCAAGCUAAAUUAUGUUAUCAUUUUAAGUAUUUCUUGGGGUAGUUUAAGAUUGUUAUAGGUACCUAUUAUUUAGAAAUAAAUAACAUUAAUGAUUAAAA